Molecule: messenger RNA, 934 nt
Organism: Tuber melanosporum (Perigord truffle)
Lineage: Eukaryota; Fungi; Ascomycota; Pezizomycetes; Pezizales; Tuberaceae
Exons: 2
Coding region: 51-902 (283 amino acids)
Molecular function (GO): oxidoreductase activity
Source: RefSeq, a predicted model, not a curated record
CUAUCUUUACUGAAAUUUCAUUUCAUCAAAAAAAUACAGCUUAUCAUACUAUGCCAAAAUUCACUAUCCAAGAUGUUCUCCCCCUCCCGCAUACUCCUGUAAAAAUCCCUCGAAUUGGUUUCGGUGUUUACCGGGAUCCCCCGAACCAAGCCGAAUGCGUUAAAAGCUGUCUCGCCGCCCUCAAAAUGGGUUACCGACACAUUGACACAGCACAACUCUACGAGAACGAAGAAGCGGUCGGUGAAGCUGUUCGUCAAAGUGGGUUGAAGCGUAGCGAUGUUUUCGUUGCUACCAAGAUUUGGAAGCCGGAAGGGAACGUUGAGAAAACCCUGGAUAGUCUAAGGGCGAGUGUUAAGCGGAUUGGACUGGGAUGGGUUGACCUGUUCUUAAUCCAUACGCCUACAAGUGGCCCAGGCGGCAGGAGGGAGAUGUGGGAGGCUUUGGAGAAAUUGAAGAGUGAAGGGGGGGCAAAGAGUAUUGGGGUGAGCAAUUACGGAGUAAACCAUCUGGAAGAGAUCAAAGGGUACUCGAGGACUACUCCCGCCGUUAAUCAAAUCGAACUUCACCCUUGGCUCCAGCAACGCGAGAUUGUGAACCACUGUUCCAAAGAGGGCAUUGUCGUCGAGGCUUACUCGCCUAUUGUCCGUGCACAGAAGAACGAUGAUCCAGACGUUGUAUCCAUCGCAGAGGCGCAUUCCGUCACGCCGGCACAAGUGCUGAUUCGCUGGUCCCUUCAAAAAGGCUUUGUCCCACUACCGAAGAGUGACAAUCCUGAAAGAAUCAAGUCCAACGCAGACGUGUACGAUUUCGAGCUUUCGGAUGAGGAAAUGGAGAGGUUGAAUGGAAAAGCUUUACCCGGUGGGGAAGGGGCGAUCUGUCCGUACAAUGUCAAUUGUCUGUGAACUAUGUGUGUCUUAAACAGCUAUUUAACGUA